AUGUCCCAGCCGAACCCCUACGAAAGUAUUCAGGUCGAUACGAGCGACGAUGACUUUGACAUCCAGUCUCUCACGGGGUCCGACCUGUCCUUCGCCUCCUCGGUGCGGGACUACUGCUACGAGAACGGCCGGCGCUACCAUGCUUACAGGCCCGGGGCGUACCCCAUUCCCAACGAUGAAGAAGAGCAAGAUCGCCUCGCCCUAGCGCACCACUUAUUCAAGCUUAUCACCGGCGGGGAUCUGUACCGUGCCCCACUGCUUCGCGACGGUGACUCGCCGCUGCGCGUGCUGGACAUCGGCACGGGCACGGGCCAAUGGGCCAUCGACAUGGCGGAGGAUUUCCCCGACGCCCAGAUCUUCGGCACGGACUUGUCGCCCAUCCAGCCGAACUGGGCGCCGCCGAACUGUCGGUUUUUUAUUGACGAUGCCGAGAGCGAUUGGGCCUUCGCUCCCAACGAGGCCUUUGACUAUAUCCAUUGCCGCAGUCUGGCGGGCGGGAUUAGUGAUUGGCCACGACUGCUGCGUCAGGCCUACACGCAUCUGAAGCCCGGCGGGUGGUUCGAGGCUCAGGAGUUUAACGCGUGGGUUACGUCGGACGAUGGCACGCACUUGAAAGCGCCUCUGACGAUGAAGUGGCUGGAGCGCCUGAACGAGGCCAGUAAGCAAUUUGAAAAGCCCAUGAACGUCGCUCCGUCUCUGGAGCAGUGGGUUCAUGAGGCCGGCUAUGUCAAUGUGGCCGAUGACAUGUACAAGUGCCCCGUUGGCGGCUGGGCGAAAAACCGCCGUCUCAAAGAAAUGGGCCGAAUCGGCAAAGCCGCGCUUCUCGAAGUGAUCGAGCCGUACACAUUGGCUCUAUUCACGCGAGUGCUGGGCGAUUCUUUUCCAGAAGCGCAUGAUUACAUGAAUAAAGUGCGCGCGGAGCUGAUGGGCGGCGGCUCUCUUCACCUCUACGUGCUGUUCCACUAUGUCUACGGACAGAAGCCACUGACUGAGGGCCAGACUGUGGCCCCAUGA
This is a messenger RNA of Penicillium riverlandense, 1014 nucleotides long. RefSeq names its product class I SAM-dependent methyltransferase. Lineage: Eukaryota; Fungi; Ascomycota; Eurotiomycetes; Eurotiales; Aspergillaceae. The transcript is spliced from 3 exons. Bases 1 to 1014 code for a protein of 337 amino acids. Gene Ontology annotation, molecular function: methyltransferase activity. The record is from RefSeq and is a predicted model, not a curated record.